AUGGAGGACUGUCCCUCUUCUUCCUCUACUCCUAAUCUCGAAUCAGACCCCGAAUUAUUGAUGCCCGAUUUCCCCGACGAAAUCGCCAUUGAAAUCAUUUCAAGACUGCCAGCUAAAUCCUUGGGGAAAUUCAAGUGUGUUUCAAAACCAUGGCUUUCUUUGAUCUCAAGCCAAGGAUUUAUCAAAACCCAUCUCGCCGAUUCAGCUGAAAGUGAUGAUUUUUCCCACCACCGUCUCAUCUUGUAUGAGUUCACGGACAAUAGAUUCCAACACCGGCUGUACUCUGCGAGUUCUUUGCUGAAUGAGGUGUUCGAUGAAACGACCGCUGCUGCUGAGGUAUUUAAUAUCGAUUAUAUAUUACAACCUUAUGAGUUAUUUUGGGUGGUAGAUUCUUGUAACGGACUUGUCUGCUUGAUUAAUAUGGAUAGGGAGUUGAUUUUGUGUAACCCUUGUACUAAGAAAUUUAAGAAAUUGCCUGGGUCUGAAAUCAGAAAAAGUAACACUCUUGGAUUUGGUUAUGAUUCCUUGAAUGACGACUAUAAAGUGGUUGAAUUUGUGGACAAUAAAGUCAAUAUGUACAGUGUUAAAACUAGUUCUUGGCGCAAGAUUGAGGAUUUGGAGGUCAUUACUCCAGCGUAUGACAAACCGGUGCAUUAUGUGAGUGGAACCUUUUAUUGGUCUACCAAUGAUGGAGUUGACGAUUGGAUGAUUGCUAGUUUCGAUUUGGGGAAUGAAACGUAUGGGAUCAUGGACCGUCCCCCAAAGAACAACGAUAGCUAA
Messenger RNA from Oldenlandia corymbosa var. corymbosa, 780 nucleotides. NCBI's taxonomy places the organism in Eukaryota, Viridiplantae, Streptophyta, Magnoliopsida, Gentianales, Rubiaceae. The record is from the annotation of a GenBank genome assembly.